CCGCCCCGCUCAGCCUAUGCACAGAGCGAUGCGGAAAGGAGGGCUCAUGGGAUUGGUAGUUCCUUGAGCGCGCGGCCCGCCGCCAGCCGCCGCUCGGAGGACUACGCCUCCCAGAACUCCCCUCUCUUCCGCGUGCCGCGAGGGCCCCGCGGCGCGGCGGACCCUGGCUGCGGCAGGGCGACGCCGGGCGCGGGUAGCCAAUGGGCUGCGAGCGCUAGGGGGGCGGCGGGGGGCACUCUGGGAGUGGCGGUUGUUUCAAGAUGGCGGAGGUACAGCAUAGUUCCAUCCAAUCUGCGAGGAAUAUCUGCAAAAGGAAACUUAAGAACAAGAUAUUUGCCAAAAUAUCAAAAAAGUGAAACUAAGCUAAUGGUGCCUGUAGCUGCUACUUCUGUUUCUAUGGAUCCUGUUAAAAGCACUGGAGAUAUGACAGCGCAGCAGGUCACUAAUGAAGGAGGAAUGAAGAGUGCUUCUUUAAAGGAUUUAUGUCCUGAGGACAAGAGACGCAUUGCAAACUUAAUUAAAGAACUUGCCAGGGCCUUUGUUUCCUCUCAAAUUCUUUUCAGGGUAAGUGAAGAAAAGGAGGUGACAGAAGAACGGCUGAAAGCUGAGCAGGAAUCAUUUGAGAAGAAGAUCAGACAGCUAGAGGAACAGAAUGAACUUAUCAUCAAGGAAAGGGAAGCUCUGCAGCAACAGUACAGAGAAUGCCAGGAACUUUUGAGCCUUUAUCAGAAGUACCUAGCUGAGCAGCAGGAAAAACUAUCACUCUCCCUCUCUGAACUCAGUGCUGCCAAGGAGAAGGAGCAGAAGGUAUCCUGUAAGAAGAGCUUAUGCCAACAACUGUCUUUGGAACUAGAUGGUUCCUACUUAGGUACAAGAGGACCACAAACUUUGUAUAAGAACAGUAGUGCAUCAAAGGCUGGAAGCCCAGGCCGUGUUGCGUUGUCCCAGCUUUGCAGAAAUAAUCGUGAUUAUGGGACUGAAAUCCAUCACAACUAUCAGGAGUGUCUGAAGGAAUGUCCAGUGGAAAAUGGCUUGCACAAAAAAUGUAACAAUAUGAUUUCCUCGAGCAAGCAAAGGAGCCCUCACUGUGUAAAACCGGCUCAGCAGAUGGAACAGAAAGGAAACAAAUUGCAGAGUAUGUGCCCUCAGCAAAUGAGUCACUGUUGUGCCUUUAGGCAUGUAGGAAGCCCAGGUAGCAUGCAAGAGAGCCACCACGUCAGCCGGGUACUUAGAAGACAUUCUGGACCAGUUCACGAAAUCUGUGAUUAUUCUAGGCUCUCUCGAGUUUCUGGGCUAAGUGACAGCGUGGAUGCUGGGUCUGAAGAAACAGAGGAAGCUAAAAGGCUAUCUGAAGAAAGAAGGCAGCAGCUUCUUCUGCAGAAAAUGGAGCUGGAAAUUGAGAAGGAGCGUCUCCAACAUUUGUUGGCUAAGCAAGAAGCAAAACUACUUCUAAAGCAACAGCAACUACACCAGUCCCGUAUGGAUUAUAACAGGUUGAGAGGCCAAGUACCUAGUUCAGAAGAUGUGCCCAUUGGUGAAGCACCAGGAGAACUUGGUCUGAUGAUGAACGGCACCGACAUGGGACUAAGCUUACCGGUGUUGAAAUGUGAAGAUUACUUUCCCAGAACACCACCAGCGAGCAAAGCCUCCAAACCACCGGGGAGCAGUGGCGGGAGCAGUUCGGGGAAGAAAACGGUUGGUUUUAGUGCAAAUGUGGAAGAUGGGCAAGCCCUUCUGAUGCAGGCCAAGAGGGAAGGCAGCAGGUCAAGGAAAGGGACAAUUUCAGGGCCUAGAAAGGAUGCAGCCACCUCUCCUGUGCUGAUAGACAGCAGUAAAGAGCUUGUAACCACAGCCACAUCGCCAGUCCAGCAUGACACUUCACGGUAUGAAGCCUCUCUUCUUGACCUGGUUGAAGCUAUGAGUCCCAUAUCCGCCCCAGGACACCUCUACAGAGAAUCCCAUGACAGGAGCAAAAUGCACACAGCUCGUCAUCCAAGUCACAGGCCGUGGGCUUGGUACCAGGCCCCUCGGAGUUCCAGAAGCAGAGCAGAUGAGCUAGAGGAGAGCCGGCUCCUUGAAGAGAUUUUCUUCAUUUGACAAGGCUUAUUGGUCUACAGCCCUCGUGUAGAAUUUUUAGAACUUUUUUAUUUCUGAUUUGUUUGUGUCAAAGUAUCAUUUUUAAAUUAUUUGCUUGACGAUUGUCUUCCCUCCUCCAGAACAUAGCUGCUUAGCAUUCUGUUUCAUUUUGGAUUUAGCAAUCAUGUUGCAGGAAGAUUUUUGGGAUAGACCAGUCAGGAAAUGUUAGCAUUGUUUUGUAAGCCUUUCGCAUACCAAGUAAUCAUUCCAAAAUAGAAUUUUUUUAAUGCACAAUGUUUUCUAAUAGAUUGAAGUCACAGUUUAGCCAGCCUCAUAUGGAAAGUUUAUUUCAUUAUUGAUUUUUAGCUCUGAAGCAGUUUGCAAGAACUGCCUAACACUCAAGAACCACCACAUUCCAAGUAGAUUAUUUUCUAAUUAAACAACAGCCUGUUUAAAACCUGGUGUAUUAUAAAGGUACAAGCACUUUACUACUUUUCCCAGUGAUUCUAUGAUCUACUUUUGCCUUCAGCAUUCUGAUAUUUACUGUGCUGGGAUUUUAGGGAGUAUAUCCUAAGCUCAACUAUACAGUGUUUAAUAACAUUAGUAGAUGAUGUUGCAGGUUUAUGCACUAGAUAUCCAUUUGAAAUAUAUUCCUCCUUAAAUCAGUGCUAUUUGACAUGGUUUACAUGUUGGGAAACCUAACCCUGGAAUAGCAGAACACAGUCAGAUGUUGUAGUUGUCCAAAACUUAGUUUAUGUACUUUUCAAGAUGAAAUAUAUGGUAGUUGUAGGAUAAGAACAGUCUUCAGACGUUUUCCCUGACUUGCACUAUUUUGAUCCUGUAUCCAGGCUCUAUUGUAAAUAAGACAAAUCAGUAAUUAUUUCCACUAGCGUCUCGCAAUGCACGUUUCCCUGCCGGCUUUAAUUAUUCAUGCCGUAUCUAUUUCAGUUUAUUUAAAUGCACUUCCAUCUACUGCAUGCACUUGGUUAUUUAAAGAAAUGUGCAGAAUUGGUAAAAAUGACUGCAGAUUACAGGAUUAACGGUCAUUUUCUCCACAAUGCAGUGUUCAUAUUUUAUUGUAACAGUAGCCACCAGCAUGUGUUCCUAGAAAUAUGAGGCUAAAAUACUCAUUUUGCACAGUAAAAUUGCAGCGAGGGAAAGGUAGAAUUGUGGCAGUAUGGGCAAGUUCUAGGCCAUUUGCUCCCAAACACCACUUUGUGGGCCAGUACAGCUUUUGUGACAGUCUCUUCAGGCAACCCUGCUUAUCUUAAUGGCAAUGAGUCUCUGUAGUGAUCCUUGGGGAAUUGCUGCUGCCUGCCUGCCUCCCACUCAUUUGCUCUUGUGCAGUAGCUCUCAUGAAGUACUCCCGUGCUUUGCAAGGAGCUCGCAGGACUUGGCAGUGGGGCCCACAAUGUCUCUCUGAUGGGAGCAUGCACAAUACAGUUUAUAAAACUUACACCCCUAGCAGCACAGUGCUUUUAUAGCAAUGAAAUAAAGGGAGAAUGAAGGGAGAGAUGAACCUUAAGUUAUUCUGAGCUGUUUGAUUCAGAUCUAGUCUUAAUCACAAAUUAGGUGAUAUCCUUUUCUUGCAUCCCAGCCGAAUUUUAAAAGCUGCCUGAAGGAGUUUGAAGGGGAGAACCAGUGUUGCUGGACCAGAAGAUGACUGCUGUGGAAAGGCCCUGCUUGGCCUUUCUGGCUGUCUGUAAAGUUAUAGUUCUUUCUAAUAUGCUCAUCUGCUGCUGAAUGUCCCUCUUGUUCUACUCCCUGAGCCUCCUAGGACACAAGUUUCUGGUUAAAAUUCCAAAGACAGUAGGUGCCCUGUCCAAGUACAGUAGUUGGAGAAAUAGGUUUUCUUACUCAGUGUGUUCCUGUUGGCUGAGUCUUGGGAAUCAAGGUGAACAUAUUCUCCUUCUUUAAGAGGACAGGGAAAGGGAGAAAGAAGGAAGAGGAAAAUUCACAAGGAGCAACAGGAGAACCAUGAAGAAAUGACCAGCACGUAGGUUUCAGAGGUUUUUUUAUUCUUUUUUUUUUUAAGGUUUGGCAUUUGUAAAGAAAUAAUUCGCCAAUUUCAGUCCAGUCGCUUUUCUUCUCUUUUCCAGUUUGACUGCAACUUUAAUUGCCUUUUUAAUAAGUACUAACUGACCUUUUAAAACAGUAAAAAAAUAUAUAUAUAGCUCUUAAAAAGGUGCCUUCGUGUACACAUUCCAGAACACUGCAUGGGAGCAUUAUGUUCUUUGGUUCUUUGUGGGUGCCAGUGUUUAACUACUGUAGGAUUCUUUAUGAUCCGUUUUGUCCGUUAACUAUUCUAAUUCUGAUGGUGACUUUUGACUUGAAUCUGUAUUUUAGUAGUAACCCUUUCUAAUAGGGACAUUGUCAAGAUUGUGGGUUCUACAGUCCAGGUGCUGUCCAUCAGCCAGAGCUACAUGGGAGACAUAUCUUUAUGUCGUAGCCAAGAAUUCUAGAAUUCAGCUGGUUGAAAUAUCUGAUGGGUGAAGACCUUCAUGUUUUAACUAUCUCUGAGAUGUGAACUAAGAAACAAGAGCUAUUAAUUUGGUAGACUCUGUGAAAAUUCAUUUUUUAUAAUACAGGCUCUUGCUCUGGUUAUCAGCAGUACAUUAGGAAUAGUGUUUAGCAGUCUGUGCAAGCAAAGAUAUUUUGCCAUGAGGCACUACAAAGUUGAAGUUAUUAAAACAUUUAUAGCCUUAGAAAAAAAAAUCAAUGAUUGUCAAAUAGGAAAGGACAAAAUCAGUAGUUGGAACUGAGAGGGGAAUUGUUUUCCAUCUGCUAAAACAUUAGAGGAAAUGCAAAAAUUAAACUACCAAAAGCAAUCACUUGACAGUGUCCUUUUAAGUUUAAGCUCCUAUAUUAGGAAGCUGCCGCUGGGGAGUUAGUCCAGCCAUAGAUUGUUUGUCCAGAGUGUUCCCAGUUAAUAUGCUUCAGCUGCACAUCAGACUGUGUUUUAUAUGAGGCUGUGUGGAGUAACAUGACUUCUGCUAAAGGCUGCUACCCAUAUCUUCACUUUGCAUCCUUCCUGAAUGGCUUGUGUCCACACACUUGCCAUGUUUGUGUAGUCAUCUCUUUUGUGCACCUUGCACGCAGUGGACCUGUAACAAUCGCACUCUUUCCACUUUUAGCCUCUCCACUCCCACUGUUAAAUCUCAUCUUAAACCCAAACAUAUAUGUGUGUGAGGUUUUAAUGUAAUAAAUUAUCUGGGAGUUUCACUUUAUCUUCCAGACCUUCAUUUAUUUGAA
This is a messenger RNA of Dromaius novaehollandiae (emu), 5328 nucleotides long. RefSeq names its product protein hinderin-like. The transcript is spliced from 11 exons. The record is from RefSeq and is a predicted model, not a curated record. Lineage: Eukaryota; Metazoa; Chordata; Aves; Casuariiformes; Dromaiidae. The coding region runs from base 367 to 2097 and encodes 576 amino acids.